Akanthomyces muscarius is the source of this 1041-nucleotide messenger RNA. RefSeq lists its product as uncharacterized. The coding region runs from base 1 to 1041 and encodes 346 amino acids. The transcript is spliced from 2 exons. The record is from RefSeq and is a predicted model, not a curated record. Gene Ontology annotation, molecular function: catalytic activity. Lineage: Eukaryota; Fungi; Ascomycota; Sordariomycetes; Hypocreales; Cordycipitaceae.
AUGAGCAGACAACCAUACCGGGGAACUAGAAGACAGAGAGGUCUUAGGAUCUUUCAGGCAAAUGUAGCCAAGAUCGCCCCAACCCACGACUGCGCGCUUGCACUAGCCGACGCAGAAAAGUACGACGUGGUUCUACUGCAAGAACCAUGGACAGCAAUCAGAAACUCACGCUGUCUCACCAAGACACACCCAGCCUACGACACGUUUGCUCCUGUCAGUAGCUGGGAAGCCAACGACACCCGACCUAGGGUUAUGACAUACGUUCGACGAGACGACUCUCUUCGGGCAGACCAGCAGCGACCUGCGCCAACGCGCGACAUCCUCUGGACCACAAUUAACGACAUAAUUAUUGUCAACUUCUACCGCCAGCCUAGCACCAAUGAAGCACUCAAUAUACUCCUGUCCUGGCACAUCCCGCCUCGAUGCCUAGUGGCGGGAGACUUCAAUGCCCGGCACCAUACCUGGCAGACCGGCAACACCUUGCACGGUGGAAAAGAUGUUGCUGCUUGGGCCGAGGCAAACAAUCUGGAUCUUUUAAACACAAUUGAUGUCCCGACCAACUCCUAUGGCAACACUAUCGACCUUGCCUUUACAAACAUACCUUUAGCAGACGUCACAGUUGAGGACCAUCUUGCCACAAGCUCAGAUCACUUCACUCUUAGCAUCACGCUACCUGAAGUCUCACCCGUUCCCUUCCAACCGAAGAAGAUACGAGUGACUUCUGAAAGCGAGAUCAAGCGCUUCACAGAAUUAGUUGAGAAUGGAAUCGCGCUACUUCCUGACGAAGCUUCCACUCCGACCGAGUUGGACAACUUGGCGGACAGUCUCACCAAGCUACUGCAAUCCGCCGCCCAAGCCGCAGGACGGGUUUCCCGUAAAGGAACCAAAAAUGCGCCUUGGUGGACCGAGGACUGCGCGAAAGCACACCAGGAGUACCGAGCUACUCUACAGCUGUAUACUGCUGGCUUUGAUCACGAGAUACAGACCGCUGAACGCGACUUCCAACGCGUAGCCAAUUUCAAGCACCGCCCCUGCAAGUAG